Molecule: messenger RNA, 276 nt
Organism: Dibothriocephalus latus
Lineage: Eukaryota; Metazoa; Platyhelminthes; Cestoda; Diphyllobothriidea; Diphyllobothriidae
Source: the annotation of a GenBank genome assembly
AUGUUUUGCAAGACUAAAUCGGAGUUGCAGGCAUCCACGAAACCACUCGUAGCCUGGCCACCACCACCCGUUCUGCCGCCACCGGUCGACCGCGAGGCUCUGGAAUCCUGGUUGCUUUCCGACAGCUUCUCUGAGUUACCACCCAUGGAGAGGACUUUCAUCUUCGAGGUGGCCAAUGGCAUCCUCAUUCACAAUCAAGAUGGCAUAUUCUCCGAGUUCUCUCACACCCCCGAGGACUACAAAAACCGUUUUAGGGUAUGCGACUUCACUUUUUAA